UUGGUUUGUGCAGCUUGUUCACUUUUCCGUACACUAUGCAGUUUUUGUCAUCACUCCUCCUUACGCUAGAUACCAUGUCAUGUUGCUAUGAGGGCGAAACAACGGAAACAAGGCUGGAUCUUGGUUGCAGCGUGGCUUGUCUCCUUUGUUGUGUGCCCCUGCACAACUUUCUGUCAACAGAAACCUUUCUGUCAGCGACAUGGUGUGGGACCUUUGCUUGCAGCACCAAACAAGGAAGGUCCAAAAAAAAUUCAACCAGUCGAGGAACGAUCGCCUGCGAGAGAUGAGGCUGAUGCCUUGACCUUGGCACGACGUCAGCUGGAACUUGCUUUGGACCAGCAAGCAGCUGCACAAGUGCAAGUGGACAUGGCAGUGGAAGACUUGCAAACUGCCAGGCAAACAGGAGAUGAGCGGAAAAUCAGGGAGGCGGAGGAGAAGGUGCAGAAGGCGGAGGAGAAGGUGGAAAAGGCGAAGGAGGAAGUGAAAGAGGCGAAGGAGGAGGUGCAGAAGGCGAAGGAGGAAGUCCAAAAAGUCCAAGAGAAGGUUUUGCCGCUCAAGAGCGAACUGCUUGCGGGUCUGAAGUUUGAGGAUCCCAUAGCCUUACUGCAAACUCCAGGUGCUGACUGGGACUAUUGUGGUGCUCAAGAGUUGGUGGAGGAGCUGACGCCGAUAAUUAAACAGACAGUGGAGAACCCUUCCGACAAACAAGAGCGCCCAAUUCUUUUGGUUUUGAGUUCUCCUGGCCAAGGAAAAUCACGCUUUCUGCAGGAACUGCCUAUGCUGAUCAACAAAACAGAGCAAGUUGAUCCAGCUGAUCGACAACUGUUUCCGUUCCUGCUCACCUUGGAGAAUGGCAUGAGCUUUGAUGGACAGUUCGACACUGACCCUGACAAAAUCGUAGUUGCCCGCAUGCUGUGGCAGCUACUUCGGAACCGACGGGCAUCUGGAUGGGCCGGCCUGAAACCAAACUUCACAUUCAGUCAGCUGCACCGAGCGGUGGCGGAGACUGCCAAUCUCAUCGUAGAUGACAUUUUGGAUGCCAUGUGUGAGGGCGAGCAGCUGAGCGCUGCGAAUUAUAGCAUUUUGGUGGCGCUUGAUGGGAUGCAAUUUCUGCCUGGCUUUGAUAGCCCCACUGACAAGACUUCUUUGUUUUAUAAGACCAUUCGCAAGCUGUGUCAGUUGACAACUCGUGAUGAUGGUCCGUUGACGAUUGCCGCGAUGGCCGCCACAGUGCAACUCGGUGUCGAAUUUGCCCUUGCGGACAGUCCACAAAAGCGACACUAUGUCAUGCUCCCGUUGGUGGACAAGGUUUGCCGAAAUGGGAAAGCAGUAUUUAACUUCACUGGCAAUGAGGUUCUGCAGCUUCUGCAAAGUGAUAUGGGAGGGCACGGGCGAGCACUGGAGGCUUUGGAAGAUGCCUGUAACGACCAAACUCUUGAGAACAUUGACUUGCUCAAGGACGCAGUGAUUAGAAAUUUAAUGGACAGAUAUCCAAAGGCUGUCCCAGCAGAUUUUGAACCCAUCCUCAAAGCCGCUUUGUCUGGUCAGUGGUUGAAGCCGGAAGCUAAAAUUGGUAACUUUGAUCCAGAAAAGCUGCAGUUAGUGAGGCUUGAAUACAACUCAGAUAGAUCGCAACGACGAAUACGCUUACCCUACAUUUGGAUCCUUCUUGGAGUGACAAGAAAGGAUGCAUUGCCAGAUCUUGCAAAGUGGAGUCUUGAUGGCUACAAUGAAAUAUGUAGGGGUCCAGAUGCAGGUGGCCUUGCGUUUGAGGACUUUUGCGCACGCUUUCGGGUGUUGAAAUCGUUGUGCUGGCCUCCUGACGCGACUGUGAGACUGAGCGAUUUGCAUCAUGGAGCCAUUCUUCAGCCAAAGGCCUUGCGCAAUGUGAAGGUUGUCAACAGGCAUUUGAAAAACGCCCAAGCAAAACAGAGGAUGGCGACGAAUUGCCGGGACUUCCUCUUUGGGAAACCACGCAGGGAACAACCAGCACAAAAACGAAGGGUGCAAGCAACACUUGCUGAUGGUAAAAUGGUUGACCUGCAGGACACAAACGACCAAUGCUCUUACGUUUUUCUGAAUGCAGGAGGUGCACCUGCAGCUGAUUUUGCCGUGCUCUUGCAAUUGGAUGGGCAGCAAGGCUUCCUAACCGAGUGUGGGCAAUGCAAACAAGGGACUGCAAAGGUAGAUCUACAAAACAUUCAAGAUGAAAGAGCGAAUAGUUGUGAUGAAAAUGAUUUCCUACUUAUCAUAUGUACAGAUGGCAAGCAGAUAGAUCAAUCAGACUUGCCCCAUAUGACGGGAAUUGUACAGCAGGAGCAGUGGCAGCAGUACUUUGGCCCAUAUGCUGGGCGAGCCUUCCAAGCCUUCCGCAGUUCACAGCGCCAAUGAGAAAGUGAGUUUCUGUGCCUUUGCAACUGCUUGAAGUUUGCUAUGCCUUUGCUUUUUGCCUUACGUGUGCUAUGCCUAUGCUUUGUUGAAGUUGUAGACCAAACCUGAAAAGGGUAACCAACAUGAUGUAGUCGUAGACGUGUGUGAGGUCGUGGUAGUGUGUGG
Molecule: messenger RNA, 2556 nt
Organism: Cladocopium goreaui
Lineage: Eukaryota; Dinophyceae; Suessiales; Symbiodiniaceae
Source: the annotation of a GenBank genome assembly